Molecule: messenger RNA, 7549 nt
Organism: Procambarus clarkii (red swamp crayfish)
Lineage: Eukaryota; Metazoa; Arthropoda; Malacostraca; Decapoda; Cambaridae
Product: scribble planar cell polarity protein
Biological process (GO): embryo development; neurotransmitter receptor transport, endosome to postsynaptic membrane; establishment or maintenance of epithelial cell apical/basal polarity
Cellular component (GO): adherens junction; postsynaptic density; basolateral plasma membrane
Molecular function (GO): protein binding
Source: RefSeq, a predicted model, not a curated record
GCGCACACGCUGCCACGGUGACGUCACGCCUCAGUCAGUACAUUGCCGUUCUCGAGUGGGGCUGUGUCUUUGUCCGGCAGCAUUUUAAGGGUGAUCUGCUGUGUUUCUGUGUGCCCGUAAGGGCUGUGUUGAUUAUGUGUGGUGCUUAGCACGAAGAGCAGUCAUGUUUCGGUGUAUCCCCAUCUUCAAGGGGUGUAACAGGCAUGUGGAGUACGUGGAUAAGCGACACUGCUCCCUGGGCAGUGUUCCUGACGACAUAAUGCGUUACGCCCGUAGUCUGGAGGAGGUUUUACUCGACGCUAACCACAUCCGCGACCUCCCGAAGAACUUCUUCCGACUUCACAAGCUGCGUCGACUGGGUCUCAGUGACAAUGAAAUCUCGAGGAUCCCUCCAGAUAUCCAGAAUUUUGAAAACCUUGUGGAAUUGGAUGUCUCUAGAAAUGACAUCCCGGAUAUCCCCGACAACAUCAAGAACCUGAAGGCUCUGCAAGUGGCUGAUUUUAGCAGCAACCCUAUUCCUAGACUACCUGGUGGAUUCACCCAGCUGAAGAACCUGACUGUGCUGGGGCUCAACGAUAUGUCACUCACCAACUUGCCCUACGACUUCGGCUGUUUGCUGAACUUACAGUCAUUGGAACUCAGAGAAAAUUUGCUCAAAGGGCUACCUGAAUCAGUUUCACAGCUCACGAAAUUGGAGAGACUCGACAUUGGAGACAAUGAUAUUGAGGAAUUGCCUCCUUACAUAGGUGACUUACCAGCUCUUCAGGAGUUAUGGCUUGAUCACAACCAAAUAUCUCACCUCCCUCCUGAGACUGGCCGCCUCAAGAACCUUUUGUGUCUUGAUGUCAGUGAAAAUCGUUUGGAAGAUGUGCCUGAAGGCCUUGCUGGACUCACAAGCCUCACUGAUCUUCAUCUGUCUCAGAACCUCAUAGAAAGCCUCCCUGAUGGCAUAGGAGCCCUCACCAAGCUCACUAUUUUCAAGGUGGAUCAAAACCGGCUCAUGAUCCUUAACCCCAAUAUUGGCAAGUGUGAGAACCUUCAAGAACUUAUCCUAACUGAAAACCUUCUGACAGAAUUGCCUGAAACUAUAGGAAACCUUACUAAGCUUACAAACCUCAAUGUUGAUCGUAACAGAUUAAAUGAACUUCCACCACAAAUUGGUAAAUUGGUAAAUUUGGGUGUCCUAUCUCUGCGAGACAAUCGACUACAGUAUCUUCCUCCUGAAACUGGCAACUGCCGAGAACUUCAUGUCCUUGAUGUUUCAGGAAACAGGUUGCAGUAUUUGCCGCUGACCAUCACUGCUCUAAACCUUAAGGCUGUGUGGCUUAGUGAAAACCAGGCUCAACCUAUGCUUAAUUUCCAGACUGAGGUUGAUGAGGCUUCAGGUCAAGAGGUUUUAACGUGCUUCUUAUUACCACAGCAAGAAUAUCAACACGAGAGCCUUGAGUACGCCUGUGGUAUGGCUGGUAGCGAGGGCAGGCUGUACCGCACUGGCGACCUGAGCACGGAUAAUUUGACCGCCAUCGGCCCUGCAGCAAGCGAAUGGGCUCCUGAGGAUGAUGAUAGCUGGGAUCCCAAUGAUCCGCCAGAUGAGUCUCGAGUCUCUGUUGUCAAGUUCCGGGAUGAAGAUGACAUCGAGGAUGGAAAAGAGAGUAACUUUGUGCGCCACAAUACUCCACAUCCACGUGACUUGAAGGCUCGUGCAGAAAAACUCUUGGGUAAAAGCUUCAAAACAGCUGAUGGUCCACUUGUUACUGCUGGGGAACUUUCAGACAAAGGAGAAGUCUUCCGUCCUCAUCGAGCCCCUCCAUCACCACCUAUACAAGGACACACAAAACAAGUUGUGAAAGAAGUUUCUGCAGAAGUGGAACUGCGACCAAAGCAUCAUCAGGAAGUGCGUUUAGAUACAGCAGCAACUACAUCACCAGAGACACAAGCUGCAGAAGAUGGUAUUAAUCUCAACAGUGAGGCUGAAAGUGAAAAGCACGUGGGAUUCACUUUGAAGAGUGAAGCUGCUGAAGCUGCAGAAGUUGUAGAGGAGGUUGUAGAGGACCUUGAGCGGCCAACUCGUCUGCAUCGAAGAGACACACCUCAUCACCUCAAGAAUAAGCGUAUAAGUCCAACCACAAAAAAUGCCGACUUGGAGAAAGUUGCUUCUAUUAUCGCUCAGCCACUGCGAAGUGAAUUGCGCAGACAACAGGCAUUGCAGCGUGGAGAGGGCAGUGAAGGAGACAGUAAUCAUGAUCAUGCUGCUUCUGAAUCUGAUGCUGACAGUCGUUCCAUCAUCUCAGACUCUGGUCCCUCAGUUGUUGUUGAGGAGAAGAGAAUGGAUGUGAACGUUGAGCGGACAACUGGCGGCCUUGGUCUUUCUAUAGCAGGAGGGCGGGGAUCAACACCUUACAAGGGAGAUGACGAGGGAAUUUUCAUUUCACGUGUCACUGAUGGUGGACCUGCUUAUCUUGCUGGAUUAAGAGUUGGUGACAAACUUCUUAUGGUAAAUGGGCAUGAUGUUGAAAUCUGUGACCACUAUGAAGCAGUGAACAUCAUGCGUGAGGCAGGAUCUCAGUUAAGGCUUGUAGUUACACGCGAAAUAACAAGAAUUGUUCCAGAAAAGAUAAAUUCCAAAGUAGAGCCUAUUGGUAAUCAUGUGAUGGCUGAAGAAGUAAUAAACACCUGUGCUCCCAGUUCAGCAUUAAUAAAAACUGAUCCUGAGCAGAUACCACCAACAGAGGUAACAUCCAACCAUAUUGAUAUGACUAUCAAUGGUCAUAGUGAUCCAAUUACUGUAAAUGGUGAACAUACAAGUAUAAAUGGAGAUGCUGAACCAAAUGGUGAAAUGGAGCACUAUGACAAAGAGAACUUCCCGACGCAGAUACUGACGGAAACCAUCUAUACAACACUCAUGCGGGACCACAAUGGUUUGGGAUUCAGCAUAGCUGGUGGGAGAGGAGCAGCACAGUUCAAAGAUGGAUCAGAAGCUAUCUACAUAUCCAGAAUAACGGAAGGUGGAGCAGCUGCUAAGGAUGGAAAGUUACGGAUUGGGGAUAGAGUUAUAUCUAUCAAUGGUGUAGAUUUAGAGGGAGCCCGGCAUGAUCAGGCUGUGUCAAUGUUAACUGGACUGGAACGUUUUGUCCGUUUAGUAGUUCAUCGUGAAACAUUAGUGCCUCCUGGUCAGGGUAAUAGUAACAGUUCUAAAGCAUCUCCACGGGUGUUUGGCGCACCUAGACCCUAUACUGGCCUAUACAGUGCAGGUUCUUACAUGGCCAAUCGCCCAAGUUACACGGGUUAUAGACGUGCUCAGCCAGGUGGACGGUUAUCAAGCUCAAAUUUAACAGAUGCCAACCAUAGUGCUCAGGAAAGUCCUGUUGCAUCUCCUGCCACAGCAGCCAAACAGCAGCAACAGCAUCAACUUAGUGAACUCACAGAACCAACAGCAUCAUCAGCAACCCCCACCAGAGCAACCAUCCCAUCUGGCACCACCCAGGUAGCCCAACAUCGACCCCUCACUAAUGAUGAUUUUCAGGCCAUGAUUCCACAGCAUUUUCUGGAGGGUGGUCGGGAACAAGAUCAGGGUAACCCCUCUGUGCAUGUAACCGUCAACUUGCCAGCGGAUCACACCCCCAUGGGUGUGGUUUUUCCACCUCCACCUACCAAAUUAGGAAAGGUCAAAGAGACGAUCACCAAAUCUACCCUCACCGAGACAGUAGUAACACGGAUCACUGACAACAAGCUGGCCCCUGUGGCACUUGUAGUAGAGGAAGUAACGUUAUAUAAAGAUGGGGGACCAUUAGGCUUAAGCAUUAUCGGAGGUUCAGACCAUUUCUGUGUUCCAUUUGGCAUCUCGCCAGAUGACCCAGGAAUAUACAUAUCAAAAAUAACUGCAGGAGGAGCAGCACAUAAAACUGGAAAACUUCGAAUGGGUGAUCGUAUUCUCUCGGUUAAUGGCACAGACAUGUCAGGCGCUUCACAUCAAGAAGCUGUUCUGGCACUUCUUAAUCCUCCUGAUGAAAUCAUACUUUCAAUUCGACAUGAUCCGCAGCCUAAAGGACUCAAGGAAGUAAUCAUCAAGAAGUUAGUCGGUGAAAGACUUGGGAUGAACAUCAAAGGUGGUGUUCAGGGAUCUCCGGGAAACCCCCUCGACAAGUCGGAUGAGGGUGUCUUUAUAUCUAAAAUUAAUUCCAAUGGGGCAGUUCACAGAGAUGGUAGACUGAAGGUUGGUCAAAGAGUGUUAGAAGUAAAUGAACAUUCUUUGCUGGGGAUUACUCAUGAAGAAGCUGUAAAUGUUAUGCGUACUGCGGGUUCCACUAUCAGACUUGUUGUGUGCGAUGGCUACGAUUACCAUUUGGUGCAACAGAUGAAGAACGAGGGACGACUAGGCCACGAGUCACGCAGUACCAGUCAAAGUGUCACUUCUCUUGAUAAAGAGGAUCGUGACAGCCACCCUACACAACAGGAAGGUGUGUCCCCAUUACAUGAUGAAGCACCAGUUGAAGCCUCCAUUAAGCUGUCAAGUUCUACUCAGUCACCAUCACCAAUGCCUUCCCUACCGUCACUUUCCCAGCCUCAACCAUCCCAACCUUCACCACCACAGCCAGUAUCCAGACCUGAGUCCUGUGAUAGGGUUAUCACACCUGAGCCCAAACGGGACUUUAGCUCUAACCUAAGAAGCAACACCCCAGAAACCGACGACGAUGUGGGUCGUGACAUUCCUCUUCCCCCACACCUCUCUGCUCCUGUUGUAUCCGACACACCUAAGGAUAAAUCUGCACCAGAAAUUGUAAUGGAUGUUGUUCGAGUAGCAGAACAGCUCACAUCUCGUCCAUCUUCCCAGAACUCUGCUAUAGUCCCUUCUUCACCGCUUGCACGAAAAACCUCAUCAGAUACUAAAACUACCACAGUUGUUUUGGGAAAGCAUACCUUAGCUCCGCAAACAAGUACACCCAUCGCCUCUGCACGCUCCAGUACCAAUGGUGAUCUGAGCAACUCAGCAUCACCUGUCCCCCCUUCCUUCUCACCUCACACCCCCACACUCCUCCCUAUCUACGCUCUUGAAGGCUCAACGGAAGAUUUGGUGGAUUUACAAGUGUAUGGAUUGCAUCAUACUAACAAAAGACUCAACAGGGUCAAGAUUGAAGAAACCACAAAUGAAGGCCCUAAAAAGAUAUCAUUAAAAGAUCGAAUGAAGUUCUUUGAAGAUGAAAUGAAGAGGGAUAAGAUUGGACCCCCUAAAGAGAACAAGAAGUUCUCUUUCCUGAGCCAAGACGAAGUCGCCAAUAUGAAGGAAGAUGAAGAUCGUCGAGUAGCAGGCAUGACUGCAGAAGAACUGGCUAACCUCUCCCGUUUAGAUGACGUGGAGGAAAUGGCAGACGACUUGGCACAUCAGUUUGGUGUGAAUAGCGAAUAUGAUCAUCGAAAGUACAAUGACUAUGACCUUAAAGAAGGGCUUAGAGAAAUAAUUGAAGAUGACAACUCAAAAAGAUCAAACAAUGAACCAGGCAUAAUUCGAACAGCAAAGGCAGAAAGAAGAGCACAGUCAAGGGAAGGUCAAGUGAAAGAGGAGGAGCAAUUGUCCCCUGCAGACAAACGAAGAGUUGAAGCUGAGAAGAGAGCUGCCUGGAGACAAGCAAGACUUAAAAGUCUUGAGAAUGAUGCUUUGCAAGCCCAGUAUGUCAUAGAAAAAUACAGCGAGCUGUCUGACACAACAAACGAUAACACUAAUAAUGACAACUCAAUUAAUAACUUCAACAUCGUGGAUGAAGAGAAUAACUUGUCCAGCUUGAAACGCAAGUGGUCCAAACUGAUUGUGGUCACCGAGCCAAGUGAGAAGAUCGUUGCAGAGAGGGAUCGUGUCCUGUUUGAGAAAGUGAUGCGCAGAACUGUGCCUGUUUUGGAUCCUGAUACAGGAGAUGUGACUGUACAAACCACGGAGACAAUUGAGCGCAUCAUUGAGCGAGAGGUGGAGACUUGUCGAGAGACUUUAAUGACACUCUCUCUGACUGAUGCAGAGAAUGCUAAUUUAAAUCCAGACAAAACAAUCACCGGUAUGACCACUGGAAUUAGUAUAGAGACUGAGGCAGAUGAACAAGAAACUGGCGUUAUUAUUGAUGAACAGUUUACUAGUGGGGAUAAAGUGGAUGACAGCAGAGGGAGUGUUAAAGAGUAUGCACCAGCUGAUUAUACUGUAGACAUUACUACAAACUCAACAGAUGACCAAAUAAUGGGCGAAAGCAUUAAUCUGUCUACAGCCGACUCUAAUCGACCAGUUUGCACCUCUCUACCUCAAACAGCAGCCUCUUCAGAUGAAAAUGCCAAUAGGUGUUAAAUUCACAGAUGUAUUUAUCAUUUUUGUUUUUGUUUUUUUACUUUAUACCCUUGAGUAAAUAAUGUAAAUGAUUCUGCCAGUUGUCACAAUCUAAGCUUCAGAGAUUUAUACUAUAUAGCUUUCAGCUGUUGUAUGUGUGGAGUUAUCAUAGAUGUAAAUGGAAUUUGGAAAGCAAAAUCAAAGUUGUGGUAAAAUACAUAUCAAAGCAUAUUACUUAAAGAGUAUCAUACCAAGUAUCAUAGAUGCAGAUCUCGAUUGUCAGUAUUUACUGAUGGAAUUGCAUUGUAAAUGAAAUUUACCAGUCUAAUCUGAGAGUCAAGAGUACAUUAUGAAGUAUUUAUUAUUACUAUUGUUAUCUUUUAAAUUGUUGUGUGGCAUAAGUGAAGUUCUAACUUUAGCUUUAACUAUAAUGACCAAGCAUUUAUCUUGUUAUUGCAAAUUUCCUUGUUUAAUUUAAACAUACAGGCCUUAAAUCAGUUACCUAUAAUCCUGCUUUGAAAAUGUCGUUUUACAGCAUUUCGGCAGAUGGACUGUAGAUGCAUUUAUAAUUGGUAAUGAUUGAGCAGGCAUAUUGUUAAUACCAUCUAUUUUUAAAUAGUGAAUAAAAGUUUGCAAAGCUUUAGCCUGUAGCUCUAAAGCAUUGUCAAGCACAUUUUAUUGUUCUGUGAAUGUAAAUGCAAGCUACAAAGUGUGUUCCCAUAUUGUGGAUAUACAAUCUAUAGUUUAUAUUUAACUGUCCAAAUUCGUACAUACAUACAUAUAGAGAUGUAAAUAUUUCAUGAGAUAUAGUUAUAAUAUAGUGUUAGGGACCUCUUAAAUAUGUUUUGUAAGGAUUUUAUAUUGAUCAUUAUCAUGUGAACAUCCAAAGUUGUGUAGUUUGUAUGUGAAAUUAUGAAUGAGUAAAUUUUUAUCAGUUUAAUGACUGUAGUUAUUUUAUAAUUUUAAGUAAAGAGUUUUUUAUGUCACUGUCCUGUGAAGAAAGUGUUUACUGAAAUGUAGAUUUUUUUUAAUUUUUGGACGUCACAGUAUCAGUGCUUUAGGUUAAUUAGAUAACAGAACCUAGUUUGUCAAGAUUUGAACCAUUGACUAAUUUCAGAGUUGACAGUGUUCUUCUCUGUGAUUUAUCAAAAGUUCCCACCUGUGCAGCUUACCUGGAACUGUGAAUGGGCCAUGUUCAUACAAAUGAUCAUAACCUUUUUUGUAAAUAAAGUGUUAUGCAUACUUUUA